GCAGCACCUUGUUUUGGCUCGAACCAAGGAACCGUCAACCUUGGUCUAAUUCCCAAUUUUUCAUUUCAAGGAAAAGUUCAUUUUCACUUUUGCUUACUCAAUCAAUACAGGACCUGAACCCUAUAAACAAUAAAUAGAUCCCCUCAGUCCACACACACACAAACCGCCGCCACCGCUGCCGCCGCCGCCGAUAUGAAGCUCCCCGCCGUCAACAACCAUCACCACCUCACCACCCCCUUCUUCCACUAUGCCACCAAUCUCUCCGUUUCCCGCUCGGCUCGCGUCUCCAACGCCCCAUUCUCCGUCCGGAUGUCCCUUAGGGAGGACGGCCCCUCCGUCGCCGUCGUCGGCGUCACAGGAGCUGUUGGCCAGGAGUUCCUCUCCGUCCUCUCCGACCGUGACUUUCCCUACCGAUCUCUCAAGCUGCUCGCCUCCAAACGCUCGGCCGGGAAAAAGGUCACGUACGAAAAUCGAGAGUACACCGUGGAGGAAUUGACGGAGAACAGCUUCCGUGACGUAGACAUCGCCCUUUUUAGCGCCGGCGGGAGUAUAAGCAAGAAGUUCGGGCCUCUAGCCGUCGACCAGGGAGCCAUCGUCGUGGAUAAUAGCUCGGCAUUCAGGAUGGACCAAGGGGUCCCCCUCGUGAUACCGGAAGUGAAUCCUGAGGCCAUGGAGGGUAUUAAGCUCAGGAGUGGGAAAGGGGCUCUCAUUGCAAAUCCCAACUGCUCGACUAUCAUAUGCCUCAUGGCCGCCACCCCUUUGCACCGUCGUGCCAGAGUAUCCCGUAUGGUGGUUAGUACGUACCAGGCAGCAAGUGGUGCUGGUGCUGCAGCUAUGGAAGAACUUGAACUGCAGACUCGUGAGGUGCUGGAAGGAAAACCGCCUACUUGUAACAUUUUUAAGCAACAGUAUGCGUUUAACUUGUUCUCACAUAAUGCGCCUGUCCUUUCAAACGGAUACAAUGAGGAGGAGAUGAAAUUAGUUAAAGAGACAAGAAAGAUAUGGAAUAAUGAUACUGUCAAGGUAACUGCCACCUGUAUAAGAGUACCUGUCAUGCGUGCUCAUGCUGAGAGUGUCAAUCUUCAAUUCCAGACACCUUUAGAUGAGGACACAGCAAGAGAGAUUCUCAGAAAUGCCCCUGGAGUAGUUGUUAUUGAUGAUCGUGAGGCCAACUACUUCCCUACCCCAUUGGAAGUUUCAAAUAAAGAUGACGUGGCAGUUGGUAGAAUACGUCAAGAUGUAUCCCAGGAAGGGAAUUAUGGGUUGGACAUUUUUGUAUGUGGCGAUCAAAUACGUAAAGGUGCUGCUCUUAACGCCGUCCAGAUAGCUGAGAUGUUGCUAUAAGUUCCAAACGUUUAUGAAUUAUUAAUGGUGAGAUGCAGAUCUCAAUUUUUGGUGUUGUAUUUUUCCUCAAAUGGGGAAGCAUUGCACUAUAGAGAAACAAAUCUCCAGGGCUUUUUGUAGUUUUGCUUCUUUUUAUGUAUUUCUUCUAAAAUAGAGAUUUUUAUACAUGGGCUUGAAUAGGUUUGUGCUCUGUUGUUUUGUAUUGGGAUGUUCUCAAAUAAAUGUUUCAUCUUUGUUUGGCUGCUUGCUUUUAGAGAAUUUUGCAACUGCAGGAUAUACUUGAACAUUUAUUGUCUCUAGCAAUUCGGACUCCCUUGUCUUUGAGAAUAUGUUGGUGUAUGUUUAACAACUUUGGUAUACAAGAGGUGUUGUCGUCCUGACCUUUUCCGGUCAAUGAUGAAAAGAGGAAAUGAGUCUCUCUCCAAAUAUUUAAAGUUUAUAUAUCGUUGAGAAAUUGACAUAAUUAAAUAAGAGGAAAAUAUAGUUAUAUUGAAUAAAAAAAAGUUUGCAUUUAUAUUCUGCAUUAUAAUAUAAAAUUCU
Molecule: messenger RNA, 1884 nt
Organism: Striga asiatica
Lineage: Eukaryota; Viridiplantae; Streptophyta; Magnoliopsida; Lamiales; Orobanchaceae
Source: the annotation of a GenBank genome assembly